AUGACUUCCUCGAGUAAGGGUACGUUUCAACCCGAAUCAGAUGUACACAUCACCUACGAGGAUCAACAAAAAAUCAACAAAUUCGCCCGGCUAAACGCCAAGCUGGAAGACUACAAGGACCAAAUCAAAUUCAAAGAGAACGACCUGAUGAACAUUGAAGACGCUUGCAACGAAAUCGAAUUAAUGGACAGCGACGAGCAGAUUCCCUACCUGGUAGGCGAGGUAUUUAUCUAUCAAAACGUGGAGAAAACCGAGAAGUGCUUGGACGAAACCAAAACGAAGAUCGAAGAAGAAAUUAAAGAUUUGAAAUCGAAGGCCGACGGCGUUAAAGAGAACAUGGGCGACCUCAAGUCGCACCUGUACGGGAAAUUCGGAAGCCACAUUAAUUUAGAAGUCGACGAAGAACAGUAA
Phyllotreta striolata is the source of this 411-nucleotide messenger RNA. The record is from the annotation of a GenBank genome assembly. Lineage: Eukaryota; Metazoa; Arthropoda; Insecta; Coleoptera; Chrysomelidae.